AUGCUACACGCUAGGUCCACUACCGGGACUGUCGGCGGCGCAGUAGCACAAGUAUCCAACUACCAGUUCUACGCCGGCGUCGAAGAACGGGCUAGUAUGGAGAGGCUGGUCAGCCUCUCAGAUGAGCCAACCCCCCUCCCUUCCCCCCCCUUCAAGAGUCUCCCUGGAUCCGUCAUCACUACCUGGGCAAUGGAAGGACCUCCACCUGCGCCAGGCUUUGGCCAGCCGGAUGUCAAUCACAAUGUCGCCAUCAACAGUGCUGUGGCGGUGACUACCUGCGUCGCCCUCCUUGCUGUUGGUGUGAGGAUGUGGGUUCGGAUUUCCAUGGUUCGCUCGGUGGGAUGGGACGAUUACUGGAUUCUUGCCGCGAUGGCUCUGUCAUUCUCGGGUUGGAUGGUGACAAUUCCUUCUGUCACUUACGGUGCUGGGCGUCAUACCUUCUAUAUCCUCCAGGCCGUGGGGCCGGAAAAGAUGAAGACUGGACUGAAGCUCAAUUUCGCGGCCCAAAUCAUCUACGUCUUUGCGAUCGCUGCUAUCAAAGUCAGCAUUGGACUGUUCUUGCUUCGCUUUACUUCCUCGAAGGCUUACAAAAUACUCAUCUACUCCAUUCUUGGCUUUUUGGCGUUCUAUACAAUUGCUGGAACGGCAUCGUUGAUGGCACAAUGCACACCGUUCGACGCUCACUUUGAUUUCACUAUCCCGGGGGCAGUUUGUUACCCAGUAAAGGUGUCGCAAGCCUUGGCAUAUACCAAUGCAGCCUGUGGAAUCUUCACCGAUGUCGUCUUCGCCCUCUUGCCUAUUCCGCUACUCUGGAAGUUGCAGAUAAAUAGGCGUGUCAAGACCUCAAUUGUUGGCAUCCUGUCGCUCGGUAUCUUUGCCGCAACUGCUUCCGUAGUUAAGACGUAUUACGUGACCAGCUAUGGAAAAUUUGGAGAUUUCCUCUGGGACAGCACAUACCUCACGAUCUGGAUGACAACUGAAUGCAACGUGGGAAUUCUCGCGGCGUCUAUCCCGGCUAUGAAGCCUCUCUUCAAGGUCGUUCUCGGCUCAACCUACGGUACCGGCUACCUGGGAGGACCAAAUUCCCGGUACAACAAAGGGUAUGCACAACAUGCUUCGACUGGGCGCAACACGGAGGGGGAUGGCGGUUUUAACUUCGAGCUGCGCGAAAACCAGAACUCUACUGCAAUUACGACUCAAGAGCGAAGGGGCCGGGAUAAGUUCGACCCAGACAACAUUUCCGAAGACAGCAUUCUGCCUCUACAAUCAAAUUCUACGCUCGACCAGAAGGGAAUCAUGAAGACGACGCAGGUGUUUAUCCAGACGGAUGAUACGAAGCCGAGGAGCAUCGAGGAUCGGGUCUAG
This is a messenger RNA of Venustampulla echinocandica, 1365 nucleotides long. RefSeq lists its product as uncharacterized. Bases 1 to 1365 code for a protein of 454 amino acids. NCBI's taxonomy places the organism in Eukaryota, Fungi, Ascomycota, Leotiomycetes, Helotiales, Pleuroascaceae. The transcript is spliced from 6 exons. The record is from RefSeq and is a predicted model, not a curated record.